CCCUGCCCCACACGGCUUCCGUACAAGUUUACAUGUGACAACAGAAGGUCAGUCAUGGCAGCCUGUAGCAAAAGGCUCGACAAAUUUAUCGUUUCCCUGAGAUUAUUACGAAACCUGCAGGUGCAAAAUGAACGGUCUAUAUCUACCUCUCUGUGUCGUUGGGCUUCUGAAAAUGACAGUGAAACACCUAACUUCGUCCCUCCGUCCAAACCUGUCAUCAUUGAUAAAACACAGGCUGCAGCAACUAUGCGCAAGUUUCUCAGCCCAGAGUUCAUCCCUCCCAGACAGAGAACAAACCCUUUGAAGUUUUCCAUAGAGAGGAAGGACAUGAUUCGCAGGAGGAAAAUCCUCAACAUUCCUGAAUUCUACGCAGGGAGUAUCCUGGCGGUGUCUAUGGCCGAUCCUAAUGCCACUGGGAAAAUCAACCGCUUUGUUGGCAUCUGCAUCCAGAGGGGUGGAAAAGGGCUGGGGGCCACAUUUGUCCUGAGGAACAUCAUUAAUCACCAAGGUGUGGAAAUCUGCUACGAGCUGUACAACCCGCGCAUCCAAAAGAUUGAAGUGCUGAAGUUGGAGAAAAGACUGGAUGACAACCUGAUGUAUCUGAGAGAUGCUCUGCCCGAGUACAGCACUGUGGACCCCGACAUGAAGCCUGUGCCUUUCUCCCUGACUGGAGAGGUGCCUUUGAACGAGCUUAAGGUAAAGAUGCGCCCAAAGCCGUGGUCCAAACGCUGGGAACGACCCAAGUUCAACAUCCAGGGCAUCCGCUUCGAUCUCAGCCUGGUCCCAAAACAGAUGGAGCAUGCCCAGAAGUGGGCUCAGCCCUGGCAGGAGUACGACAUGCUGAAGGAGUACGACACCUCCAAACUGGAGCAGCAGAUCCUCAGCGAAGUCCAGCAAGAAAUGAGCAAAUGAGGAGGAUUUUCUGUAAAUCUCUAAGUUCCUCAGCUUAACUAUCAUCACAGACUUUUCCAGGAAUGGGAAUUGACUGGUGAAGUUUGCAUGGAUGUGGAACAGGCGGCUCGAUUGGUUUGACUGCAGGAAACCAUUUGGAUGAACUUAAAAGGUGAUUGCACCGUAAAUAAGAGGAGCCGAAAUGGAAAGUGGUCACUGACAUAGCUGUGAUAUUUACCACUAAGCAGAUUGGAUUAUGUAAUAAAAGCUGUUAAACAUG
Acanthochromis polyacanthus (spiny chromis) is the source of this 1171-nucleotide messenger RNA. It is a transcript of the gene mrpl19, whose product is annotated as mitochondrial ribosomal protein L19. Gene Ontology annotation, biological process: translation. Lineage: Eukaryota; Metazoa; Chordata; Actinopteri; Pomacentridae. Gene Ontology annotation, molecular function: structural constituent of ribosome. Gene Ontology annotation, cellular component: mitochondrial large ribosomal subunit; ribosome. The record is from RefSeq and is a predicted model, not a curated record. The transcript has 6 exons. The coding region runs from base 55 to 912 and encodes 285 amino acids.